Molecule: messenger RNA, 2914 nt
Organism: Harmonia axyridis
Lineage: Eukaryota; Metazoa; Arthropoda; Insecta; Coleoptera; Coccinellidae
Exons: 11
Coding region: 157-2814 (885 amino acids)
Biological process (GO): RNA processing
Cellular component (GO): nucleoplasm
Molecular function (GO): RNA binding
Source: RefSeq, a predicted model, not a curated record
CGUUGAUGUUUUCUUCAUAUACAUACAUAGUAACUUUGUUAUCAAAUUUCUCCAAGUUUUGAACAUUAUGGCCAACAAUUUUUGCAAUUACAGAACCCCUGUAAAGCAAUUAUCAAUUAAAUAGAUAUUUGAUCUAAAUAAAAUUUUAUAUGAAAAAUGUCGAAAAAAGAAGCUUUACAUCAACAGAAAAUGUCUAGAAACGAUCGGUUUGCUCAAAUGUCCCACCAAGAAAAAAUAAUUGAGCAAAAAAAGAAAGAAAUACAAGCAAAAUUGGAAGCAAAAAAAAAGAUAUCAGAAAAUGUUCCCCAAGAAGACCCCGCUAAACCAAGUGCUGAAGAAGAAAAGAAGUCCUUGAAUGUAUUUAAUAACGAUGGUUCUUUUCUAAACACAUUCAAAAAUUUAAAAGAAAAGAAAACUGAUACAAAACAGAAAUCCUUCAAAAAUAGAGAAUAUAGUGAUGAUCGUGGUAGCAGACUAUCUAAGUGGGGUCAAAAACAGAGUUGUUCUCCAAAAGAUCGUUCAAAGCCAUUAAAUAGGCUACCUGACAAAAAUUUUUCCUUUGAACAACAAAAAAUAACAAUCAACACUUGCUUCAAAAAUGCUGCAAGUCAUCAGCAUUUUGAUUAUAAAAUAUCGCAACCAUCUGUACCGGAAGCCCAAAGUGAGACACAAAAUAAUCCUAACACCUCUAAACCUACAACUCACACUUCAACAACUUCACAGUUCCCUGAACCUCAAAUUCAUACAGUUGUUCCACCGCAGAAUGAUAUGCAUGUGAUAGUUUCUCAACCUGUUUUGAUUGGCAUACCCCCACUAUCUCAGCUUCAAACUCAUAUGAUGGUGCCAUCCUCAGAUUCUUUGAAUAUACAACCCAUUGUAUUUGAUAAUUUAGCCACAUCCCAGAACCACCUUCAAAUUAACCAAGAUAAUGAAAUUAUAAAUACUCCUUGUUUACCAAAGGUUGAAUUGGCCAAUAUACCUCCACCUAAUCCGAUUCAGGUUCAGAAUAUACCUCAACCAGAUCCUAUCAAUACUUUAAAUAUUCCCCAGCCUGCGCCUAUUCAAGUUCAGAAUAUUCCAACACCUUCUUCGCUUCAAUUAAAUGAAAUACCUAACCCCAAACCAUUAGAUUUGAUGGCUAUUCCCACUCCAAGUGAUAAGAGUCUGUCAGAUGCUGAGUUUUUGAAAAAUAUACCACCUCCGAAUAAAUCUGUUCCUCCACCUAGUUUAGGUGAUGCUCCUAUGAAUAUACCUCCUCCUCCACCUCCUAAUUGCGUUGCUAUGGUAAAUGUGCAGGCUCAACAGAAUAUGAGAAAUUUACCUUCAUCUCAGAGUAUUCUACUGCAUACCAUACCAUCUGUGUCACAGAUUCAAAAUACCUUCACCCCCGUCAUUUCUGUUUCUUUACAACCAAAUUUGGUACCCUCAAGUACAAUUAAUGUGUCCAACACUAUUCCUGCUCUUAUGGCUCAACCUAUUCUCCCUCCACCUGGAUUGUCCUUGAAUUCAGUUCAGCCAGUUAACAUCAGCUGUCCACCUCCUAUUCUCACUUUAAACACGUCCACUGUACAAUUACAAAACCCACCCCCUGGAUAUUUGGGACAAGCUCCGCCUCAACUGAAUCAGAUGCCUCCGAUGAAUAUUCCACCACCACCUCCACCUAUAGUGAAUGUCAUGGGUACUGGUAACAUACCAGAUAUACAUGGUACAGUGUUUCCCCCAGGUACUGCUGAUUAUGAAGCAAUGGCAUCUCUGGCACGUAUGGUGGCACAGUGCGGACCUAGCAUACAGGACGAGGUGCAACAACGUAAAAAGCAAGAUCCUAGUGUGUGGUUCCUCUUUCAUAAAGAAUCCGCUGCCUAUAAGCAAUAUCAACAACUUAUAGAGCAAUUCAAGAAAGAAAUGGCUGACGAAAACUUCAGUAGGACGGGUUACAAAAAGGAGGAAGCAUAUGAACCAGAAGUUGCUUUUGAGGAGGACGACCAAAAUGAUUUACCAGAAAAUUCGAAUAGCAAUUCACUAAGAAAAAGAAGAAGAAGUAGAUGGGGAGAAAAGGUGAAAGAUGUACAGGAACAAGUUAUAGUUCCUCCAGUGAUAGAGGUUCCACUUCCUAUUAACCCACAUCAAGGUCAAGUAAUGCUGUCCAAAGUCACUAGAACAGAUCCUGGUUUGUUGCAAUAUGCAAAGCAAAUAUACAAUCAUCUCAAUCUGACCGACGAAGAAUGGAAAAAGGCAGAGGAUCAUUAUAAAAUUAAUCUUUUAUAUCAAGACAUGGUCAAAAAAAGGGAAGAAGCUGAUAGGUUGAAACUGGCAGGAAAGAAAAAGUAUGAUUAUGAUUCGGAUGAAGAUACAGAUGGAGGAACCUGGGAACAUAAACUCAGGGAGAAGGAAAUGAUGGCGACGCAAUUGUGGGCUGCAGAACUAAACCGACAGGCAGAGGGAAAACACCAUAUAGGAGAUUUUCUGCCUCCAGAAGAGUUUAAGCGCUUCAUGGAGAAGUCCAGUGCAGCAAAAGAAGGCAGGCAAUUGAAUUUGUCAGAUUACAAAGAGUUUAAAAUCAAAGAAGAUAACAUAGGUUUCAAGAUGUUGCAAAAGUUAGGUUGGACUGAAGGAAGUGGUUUGGGAUCUGAGGGUAAAGGCAUAGUAGAACCAGUAAAUAAGGCCACUUCAAGGGAUCAAAACCAAGGCUUAGGCUUGAACUCUGAAGACUUCAAUGAAGACGAUGACGAAUAUGAAUCGUAUAGAAAACGCAUGAUGUUAGCUUACAGGUUCAGGCCAAAUCCCUUGAAUAAUCCUCGACGACCUUACUACUAAUAAGCGACAAGUCUGAAUUCACAUUUUGAGUUAAUCUCCGUUAUGCAGAUUAGUUAUAGAUGACCAUGUGAUUGUGUAAAUAAAAAUAUUUGUAAUCCAA